AUGGUUGCCUCCUUGCUCCUCUAUCUCUUGAGCGUUGCUCUUCGAGCCUGGUGUCAAACAGUCGCUUUGCCUCCGCCUCCAGUGUCCACCAACGUCUUCAUCACUGCCUUUCCUCUAACAGACGCAUCUCGUGUUGACCCCUUUGCACCAUGCUGCAAUCAGCCUCGGCGCUUGAUGCUGUCUCUUUUCCAGCCAACCAACUGCACGACCACUCAAGGGAUUCCGUAUAUGCCGCCUGCUACCGCUGCUUUCCAUGAUGCUAUGUUCAGUUCGGUUGGUGUCCCCAACGGAACUUUUGAAGCAUUCCGCCUCGAAACAUGUCGUUUGCCACCAAAGAACACCAAUUUUCCACUGCUACUCUUUUCCACAGGAGCCGGAAGCUCUCGUCUGACCUAUAACGUCAUCUGCCAAUGGGUAGCCUCGAUGGGGUUCAACGUUAUCUCAAUCGAUCACACGUACGAUGCCCAAAUUGUCGAAUUUCCCGAUGGGACCGUCAUUCUGGGUGCCAACAUCACGCUGCCGGACGACCUGCCACAAGUUCUCUCACUUAGGGAUGCAGACAUAGGCUCCGUGCUCAACGCCUUGUCCAACUCAACGAUGACGAAGCAACUUGGCAUCCCGUCUUUCGAUAUCAAGCAUGUAGGAAUAUUUGGACACUCGCUGGGUGGCGCAACUGCUGCAAAUGCAAUGUUGACGAAGCCGAGACUUGCUAGCGGUCUGAACAUGGAUGGUGGUGUGUAUGGGCCCGCGAUGAAUCACACCGACAAGAAGCCGUUCACUAUAUUUGCAGCACAAGAGCAUAACCAAAGCACUGAUGCAACAUGGGUUGCUUUUUGGCAGGAGUUGAAAGGGUUGAAACUGCAACUACAAGUCAACGGUACUCAGCAUGGGACCUUCUCAGAUUACCCAAUCCUGGCCAAAAGCAUUGGGAUCAACUCAACUGUUCUUCCAGAGGUCGUGGAAUUGAUCGGGACCAUUGAUGGACUUAGGAUGAUGAAUAUCCUUCGCAGAUACGUCGCCGGAUUUUUUCAGGAGACUCUGAAGUCGCAAAAGGUCAGACUUCUCGAAGGACCGAGCUCGCAAUUUCCCGAGGUUGCAUUCGUCAACAUGUCGCUGAGCUCGUAG
This is a messenger RNA of Fonsecaea multimorphosa CBS 102226, 1125 nucleotides long. RefSeq lists its product as uncharacterized. The record is from RefSeq and is a predicted model, not a curated record. Gene Ontology annotation, molecular function: 1-alkyl-2-acetylglycerophosphocholine esterase activity. NCBI's taxonomy places the organism in Eukaryota, Fungi, Ascomycota, Eurotiomycetes, Chaetothyriales, Herpotrichiellaceae. The coding region runs from base 1 to 1125 and encodes 374 amino acids. The transcript has a single exon.